UGUCAAAAAUAUUGAAAAUUCACAAUAUAACAUUAUAAAAACGAAAAAUGGAAUUUUUUAAUGACUUUAUUGCAGUUAGCGUAGAUUUAACUUUGCUUGGGUUUUGUGUACGUGAAUAUGUACACAGCAGACGAGCAUUCCAGGUGCUAAAGACGGCGCCACAAUAUAAAAUCGAUGGUCAGUUGAAAUCAAUCGUGGAGCGUCAGCCUGGCAAAAAGAUUCCGUAUGCGGUAAUCAGGGGAUCAGUAAGCCCCAUUUCAACGCUCCCUGACCACAAGAUAACCAAUGGAAUGAUAUAUGAAUUGCGUAACCAAGAACAUGGCGUAGAGAUCGGGAAUACCAUUGGAGCAGUUGUUUUGAAUGUCGACUUGGUUUAUGAUGACUUCAAUCACUCCUCUUCUUCGGUUUUUGAUCACGUUUGUGGUUUCUUCUCCGGCGUUCGUCAGAGGAGAUUGCAAACCGCGGAGGAGGUUUUAAGGGAAGGAUCAUUCCUCACUGCUUUUGGGGAACUAAAACUGGAUGGAGAUACCUUGCGUUUGCAGUCUUCGCAAAAAGGACCUCUACUCAUUACCACAGCCAGCAAACGGACUUUGUUUAAGCGUUUAGAAAACGUCAAUAAAGGCAAUUUACUAAAACUGCUAGUUUGCAGCGCUAUUUCCAUUGUCCUGAUUGCUUUUAUUCUCAGAAAAAUUCAUCGGCGGAGGAAAGUUCAAAUAGAGGAGGUCAUAAUACACAAUCGCCUUGAGUUGGAACGCAGACAGAACCGUUCUUUAAAUCUUUCCCAGGAUAUGUUAUGUGUGGUGUGCUGCGCCAAUCGCAAAGAGAUCAUUAUACUUCCGUGUGGCCAUGUGUGUCUUUGCGAAGAGUGUUCUCAGAAAAUAACAGUUUCUUGUCCCGUGUGUCGUGGAACCAUAACCUCUAAAGCAGCUGCCUUUAUCGUCUAGAAAUCGAAUUACUAUUGUCCUUAUAGUAGGACCUAUUAGUGUUUAUCUGUUGAUCGAAUUACAAAAUUUUAUAAAGUAACUUCUCUCUCCAUAUUUCUUUAAA
Molecule: messenger RNA, 1047 nt
Organism: Drosophila ficusphila
Lineage: Eukaryota; Metazoa; Arthropoda; Insecta; Diptera; Drosophilidae
Product: mitochondrial E3 ubiquitin protein ligase 1-like
Exons: 4
Coding region: 48-944 (298 amino acids)
Biological process (GO): organelle organization; protein ubiquitination
Molecular function (GO): ubiquitin-protein transferase activity
Source: RefSeq, a predicted model, not a curated record